UUGGUGUGGACAGGUAUGAGACAGGUUGGACUGCACUAGUGAAAGAAGGAUUUGUAAAGCUGAGGACAUGUGUUUUGGAAGCUGUGCUAGAUGUAUUGGUUAUAAGUUGCUCAUCCUUGCCUUGCUCAGCAUCGUGGCCAACAUUUUACUUUAUUUUCCCAAUGGUGAAACAAGAUUUGCUUCAGAGCAUCACCUCGGCAAAUAUGUGGAGUGCCUUCAUGGCAUUCUAGGUGGAGGCUUUUUGGUGCUCAUUCCAGCUGCAGUAUUCAUUGGACUUCACAAUGAUGACUGUUGCGGGUGCUUUGGCCAUGAGGACUGUGGGAAAAGCUGUGCGAUGCUGUCCUCAGUUCUGGCAGCCUUUGUUGGGAUCCUUGGUUCUGGAUACUGUAUAAUCAUUUCAGCACUGGGCUUGUCUCACGGACCAUAUUGUUUUACUCACCUAGAGAGAAACUGGAUCUAUCCUUUCAGUGAAUCCUCUGGAGGGUACUUGUUUGAGUAUAACAAGUGGUCUAAAUGUCAAGAACCUCAAAACAUCGUGCAGUGGAACAUCACCCUCUUUUCCAUCCUCCUUGUCUUGGGAGGAAUAGAGUUCAUUCUGUGCUUCAUACAGAUAAUCAAUGGCAUUCUUGGAGGACUAUGUGGGUUGUGCUGCAGUCAUGAGGAGAUCCUUCUGUUGGCAGUGAUUCUAAUAACACUGGAGUGUAGCAUGUUCUAUCGGUGCUGUCAGAGUGAGAGCUGUAACAAAACCUACCGGAGUUUUAUUUCAAUUGUGUUAGCCCUGCUUGGAGUUGCUUUCUCUGGAUACAGUUGCAUCAUUUUUACCUUGGGGCUGAUCCAAGGCCCCUUCUGCAAUUCAUCAGGUGGAUGGGAUUAUAUCUUCAAAGACACUGCUGGAGGGUACCUCACAGAUUACCCUGCUUGGUCUCGGUGCACAGAACCUGCUAACAUAGUAGAGUGGAACAUCAUUUUACUCUCUAUUCUGAUAGCUCUUAGUGGACUGCAGUUGAUCAUCUGUUUUCUCAAAGUGGCUGCUGAGUUGAAACGGACACUCUGUGGGACCUAUUCUGUUUUUGUCCAGGCUGGGAUUCUCUAAAAAUGGCAUGGAAAUCUUCACUGCUUCUCCCCUACCCCCCAGAAAAAGAGAGAAAUGGCUUCUCCAACAUUUACAAUGGUUUAUGAAUGCAAAAUGAAGCUAUUCUUCCUAAGCUGCUUGCUGGUUUCUUGCUGUUGCCUAGCUGGGGCAGUGAACAGGGAGUACUACAUCGGCAUUAUAGAGACAGUCUGGAACUAUGCACCUGGCAAUACCAAUAUCGUAUCUGGACAGCUUUUUGCAG
Messenger RNA from Aquila chrysaetos chrysaetos, 1334 nucleotides. Its product is annotated as transmembrane 4 L6 family member 1-like. Gene Ontology annotation, cellular component: membrane. The record is from RefSeq and is a predicted model, not a curated record. Lineage: Eukaryota; Metazoa; Chordata; Aves; Accipitriformes; Accipitridae. The coding region runs from base 68 to 1093 and encodes 341 amino acids. The transcript is spliced from 9 exons.